Haliotis rufescens (red abalone) is the source of this 2326-nucleotide messenger RNA. RefSeq names its product bifunctional D-cysteine desulfhydrase/1-aminocyclopropane-1-carboxylate deaminase, mitochondrial-like. NCBI's taxonomy places the organism in Eukaryota, Metazoa, Mollusca, Gastropoda, Lepetellida, Haliotidae. Gene Ontology annotation, molecular function: D-cysteine desulfhydrase activity. The transcript has 9 exons. The record is from RefSeq and is a predicted model, not a curated record. The coding region runs from base 48 to 1472 and encodes 474 amino acids.
CCCAUCACCAACAAGUACAAAUGUACCAGUGAACGGGAGUGCUGUUCAUGAACACACGGACGACCUUUCGUACAAAUAUUAUAUUUUGCAUCAUGACAUCACAAAACUGUGUGGUUGUCUCACGACAUAUAUACGUGGCUAACUAUGACGACUAUUGCCCCACUCAUACCAGUCAACCAUGUUGCAUGUUUCAAUGCUCGCCAGUCCCGACGCACCUCGUCCUCAGCUGUAGACCAACCAGUCGUCCAACCAUAACGCGAGCAGACGACAAGCGUCCGCUUCAUUCAGCUGAAGGCGAAUCGCGCGCGCCUGCUUGCAUGGUCCUCAUUGCAAAACGAGCCUACAGUUUAUUCCCAAUGGCUAAAUAUCUCGUGGAUUACCAGGCACCUGCAUGGGCACAGAAGCUAAAAAAUGUCCCAAAACAUAAAGUGGAGCUUGCGAUGGAGAACACCCCUAUCCACGAAUGGAAUCUCCCAGGGAUACCCGAUGGCUUCAGUCUUCACAUCAAGCGACAUGACAUGACGGGAAGUUCAUUGUCUGGCAACAAGGUAGGGAAGCUAGAAUUCCUCCUUGCAGAUGCGAUCUCAAAGGGAUGCAAGCACGUGAUCACGUGUGGUGGGGCACCAUCCAAUCACUGUCGAGCUUUGGCUUUGGCGUGCAGACAGCUUGGACUUAUUCCUCAUCUAUUUUUAACUUCCGGUGCAAAGACAUCGGACGAUGUCGGUUGCCGUGGUAACAUCCUGCUGGACCGCCUGUCUGGAGCUGACAUCUACAUGAUGCCGCUAGACUCGGAUGAUGAGAGGGACGUCCAUCCUAAAAUGGAGUCCUUGGCUAAAAAGAUUAUGGAUGAUACAGGCGAGAAAUCCUACCUCAUCCCAAAGGGCGGGUCCAAUCUGAUGGGCGUGUUUGGUACCAUGGCGAUAUUUGACGAGCUCUCCAGACAGGGCGCCCUGGAGAGAUUUGACGACCUCUUCCUGACCUGCGGCAGCGGCGGGACGACCACGGGACUGUGUAUUGCCAACCACUUGGCGGGGUCCCCUUUGAGGAUUCAUGGCGUAAUGGUCCACAGCACCCCCGCGGACGCCCAUCGCCACGUGAACGGCACGCUGCGUGAACUGGGGGUCGAGGACGCCAGGUCGGAGGACAUCGUUGACGUCAUUGACACCUACCAGGGCAAGGGCUACUCCAUCUCCAAACAGGAGGAAUUAGAUUUCAUUGUGGAGGUGAGCAGUACAACAGGGGUGCUGGUCGACCCCACCUACACGGGCAAGGCGGCCUGGGGGCUUGUGCAGGAGAUGAAAAACAACCCCGGCCGCUUCAAGGGACGCAGGGUCCUCUUUCUACACACAGGCGGGAUGUUUGGGCUGUUUGACGGCCGAAUGGACGACAUGUUAAUGCAACAUGGAGCGUUGACAAACAACGUCAGAAUGUGCUCGAAACAAACCAACGGGGCGCAGAAUGGAUCACACUGAUCGCCAUGGAGAAGCAGAGAGAUAGUUCGACUUCAUACAGGUCACAUUACGGUCGCGAUGGAGAGUGCUAACGGGUUAGGUAGUUCUUCACGCUGAUUAUUAGUUCCAUCCGACUGACGUCGCCGCUACCAGUGAUAGACAUGCUAGAAUAUAGCUGAGCUCUUCACCAUGCGAAGCUGAAUGAGAAGUUAUUAGUAUCCGGAAGCGCUCGUAAAAUAUCUAACUCACCAUUGCAGAAGGUUGAAAGGGAAUUCUCUUUUUUCGUGUGUUUUUUUAUUCACAACAAACAUAAUUUUCAAAUAAGUUUAUUUUUAAUUUUUUAUGUAUGAGGGUGUUUAUCGGAUAUGUGGAUGCCAAUAUUUCAAUGUUAAAAUUUAAUAUUCGUCUUUUUGUCUUGCAAAGAAUGACAAAUCUAUAAACUAUUUAGUCCUAAGCUUAUGAGUACGCAUGGUCAUUCAUUCAUAACAAACUGAGUGGUAUGCCGGAUACCCGGAGUGGUCGGGAGGGGUUUGGCAGCCUCAUCUAUGCAAUGCCGGGAACUGACCACAUCAGCAACCAUCGGUAUAGAAAAUACAUGCCAGUAUAUAUUUUCUCUAAUACAGGCGCCAACAUCGAUUCCUUGUUUAAAGACUCUAAGCCAACUCUGAUAAAAUGGUUUUAAGUGAUAUUCCUGCCUGUACUACAGUUGACCUGGUGCAAAAUGUUAUCACUGUGUAUGUAUAGCUGUCUAUCAUUUGGAUUCUGUUAUACCCAAAACGUUGUCUAGAAAUAUACCAGUAUAUAGAGGUUAUCACGCGAGUGUGUUUGGGGAUGGUAAAUAUCCUCCAUUAGGAAUAAACAUUGUAUUUAGCGAG